Molecule: messenger RNA, 846 nt
Organism: Haemonchus placei
Lineage: Eukaryota; Metazoa; Nematoda; Chromadorea; Rhabditida; Trichostrongylidae
Source: the annotation of a GenBank genome assembly
AUGGCUCUCUCAGCUCCAGUGUAUCCCGCUCGAACAGCAUGGCUUCCUCCGUUUCUCCUUCACAUGUACGCAAUUAAUUGGCUGUACACAUUUCUGGAUAGAAGCAAUCAACUCCGGGCUAAAAGAGUUCCCCAGGGAGGCAGCUUGUCCCCUCUUUUAUUCCUGACAUACAGUUAUGAACUUGUGCAAUUCUUCCGCAGGAGUAGUUGGCUUCAUGUGGCGGCACACGCAGAUGACAUAAAGGUUUCUGUAGCAUUGGAUGGAGAGAAUAAGGAUGAAGCACAACACGCCUGGUGUUCUCGCUGGGGACUAGUGGUCAACCGCCAAAGAACCUGCAUGCUUUCAUGGGGUUUUCAGCUUGACGUAUGCUCUCCCGAUGGUUGCCAUGUAAAGCAAACGGACUAUGUCAAAGAUCUCGGAGUCAGGAUAUCCAAUGACUUCAAGUGGCGUGUUCACAUAAAUGACAUUUCGAGGAAAGGGCUCAAAUUUGUUCACCUUCUGUGUAGGGCUAUGCACACUACAGAUUCCUCAAUAUGGAUUGAACUUUACAAAAUGCAUGUUCUCCCUCUGCUGGAACACUUAGUUCUGUGUAGAGCCCCUCCCUCAAGCAAGGCAUUCAGAAAAUUGACAGAGUUCAGAAACCAUUCACCACCCAAUGCGGACUAUCCGCGAGCGCUGCCCUCAUACCAAGCCCGUCUCCAAGUAUUGAAGUUGGGAAGCCAUCCCUAUAGGCGUAUUCGACCUGAUCUGAUUCUAGCGCUUGAAGGCACAGUUCACGAUAACUUUAGUAAUCCAGAUUACGAAGAAAAAUGGAAGACAAGAUCGAAAAUAGUGCGAUGGAGGUGA